Molecule: messenger RNA, 795 nt
Organism: Chaetura pelagica (chimney swift)
Lineage: Eukaryota; Metazoa; Chordata; Aves; Apodiformes; Apodidae
Product: arylacetamide deacetylase-like 4
Molecular function (GO): hydrolase activity
Source: RefSeq, a predicted model, not a curated record
AUGGGGAUUCUUAAGCAGAUAAAACCAGAGACUCAGGUGGAACAACAUCUGGGUGGAACGACGUAUGGGUUGCAAGCCUGGUUAAGUGAUUCGUAUGAAAGGAUCUGCCGUUACCUUGCCGAAGAAAGCCAGUCGGUGGUUGUGUCUGCGGGGUACCGCUUAGCUCCUGAGCACACCUACCCUGCUGCGUACGAAGACUGUCUCAAUGCCACCAUCCACUUCAUGAAGGACAUCGAGCACUAUGGCGUGGAUCCUGCCAAUGUCAUUGUCUGUGGGGACAGUGCUGGGGGCAAUCUAGCAGCUGCUGUUAGCCAGACCCUGGCAGGCAGAACAGACCUCCCCAAACUACGUGCCCAGAUCUUGAUCUACCCAGGCUUCAAUUUACCAUCCUAUCAUCAGAAUCAGGGAGUCCGUCUCUUGUUCCGAGAACGUGCUGCUUUCUUUGCUUUGCAGUACCUAAAUGGGGAUGCAUUGCAUGUGCAAGAGGUCUUGGAGGGCUCUCAUACAGAAGUUUACGAGACAGUGAAAAGAUUCUGCGAGCCCAACCUGUGUCCUCUGUUGGCUGAAGAUGCUGUUGUUCACCAGCUGCCUGAGUCUUUCAUCUUGACUUGUGAGUAUGAUGUGCUCAGAGAUGAUGGCUUGCUUUACAAGAAGAGACUGGAGGACAACGGUGUUCGAGUGACCUGGUACCACCUUGAGGAUGGAUUCCAUGGAAUCAUGGAUUACUGUGGUUUCUCAUUUCCAUCUGGGAAAAGGGGGUUGGACAGAAUUGUUAAAUUCAUAAAAGGACUGUAA